Centruroides sculpturatus (bark scorpion) is the source of this 557-nucleotide messenger RNA. Its product is annotated as RING finger protein 113A-like. Bases 1 to 510 code for a protein of 169 amino acids. Gene Ontology annotation, molecular function: metal ion binding. NCBI's taxonomy places the organism in Eukaryota, Metazoa, Arthropoda, Arachnida, Scorpiones, Buthidae. Gene Ontology annotation, biological process: snoRNA splicing. The transcript has 5 exons. The record is from RefSeq and is a predicted model, not a curated record. Gene Ontology annotation, cellular component: U2-type spliceosomal complex.
AUGACUGUAUUCUUAAUUUUUUAUAUUUUCCUGAUCAGAAAAGGGCCAAUAAGAGCUCCCGAAAAUCUCCGAGCCACCGUGAGAUGGGAUUACCAACCCGAUAUAUGUAAAGAUUAUAAAGAAACGGGAUUUUGUGGAUUUGGAGAUAGUUGCAAGUUCAUGCACGAUCGUUCGGAUUAUAAACAUGGUUGGCAACUCGAGAUGGAAAUGGCAAAUAAUACAUAUGGAGAAGAAGAUACUAGUCGAUACGAAAUCGAUUCUGACGACGACGAGUUUCCUUUUAAAUGUUUCAUUUGUCGUCAUUCGUAUAAAAAUCCUGUGGUGACAAAGUGCAAGCAUUACUUUUGCGAGAAAUGCGCGUUGCAGCACUACAAGAAAUCCAAAAGGUGUUUCGUGUGCAGUAAACAGACCAUGGGCAUUUUCAACCCGGCCAAAGAGUUGAUGGCCAAACUGGAAGCCCGAGGAGACCGAGAGGAGAGCGAAGAAGAGGAGGAGGAGAAUCCCGACUGAUCCCCCUUCCCUCCCCGCCCCAAACACGAAUAAAGCGGUUCUUUUAA